CUUCAAACACUGGUUCGAAUCACUUUCGACUUCGCAUCGGCUCGCUUGUUCGGGUUUGACAGCAACUGCCAAGGAAAGAACUUCACAACAUUACGGGAUCGGAGGUGCAAUUUUGUGUGGUCUCGGAAUUAUAUUACAAACAACACUUUGCCAAAGAUGAAUCAGUAACUAAACAACCGUACUUAAUACCUGUGCUGCAUAACAGAACACGCGUGCCUAUUCUCCCCCAAAAGUGGCCAAUAUCAGUGCAUUUUACUGUGUAGGUUCACUUCGGAUUCAAGCCCUACGUAAAACAUUUUCAUUACCCAAAAAGCACCUACUUCAACUAGCGUAGGUAAGCAGCCCAACCAUGGGGAAUGAUUGAGCGAGCCGAGUGUGAAGGAAGAGUGUACCACGGGAAAGCAAGACAAGCUCGCUUAUCGGAUACGGAGUUGCAGUGUGCUGAGAUGCCCCAGUCGACGACCAAUCAGCAUAACGUUGGCGUGAACGUGUGCGGUUCGCACCAGCAGCACUCGUUCGAUGCGGCCACCGCUAUGGCGAACGAUUCGAGACAGACCACAGUAAUGUCGGCGGUUGCGACGGCAAACAUCAUCGGGCACGGGACUAGUGUAGCACCGCGAUCUAGACCGAAACCAACUCAACACAAUUCGAGUACACCUUCGAUUGGGCUCACGUUGGCAGCAAUACCACUGAAUCCCUCGCCGAAAAACGUAAUUUCGCCCAUUCCGGCAGCUAUCGUAGAAUGUGAUAAGUUUGUGGCCAAUUUUGACGAUAAGUUUCUUGCCGCUUCCAUACCGAGACAAAGCCCGGUAGAAGGAGAUUCGAACAGUUUUAAAUUCACGGUACCUUCAGCAGCUGUAUCACCUGCUGCUUUGCUGUCCCCAUUCGAGCAAGAUCCAAUGUCGACCUCCACCACCACGGUUUCCAUUAGGCCGAGGCCAACGGUGCUGUCGCACUCGCAGCAGCACAUGCUGAGCAAUUCCAACAGUGAAAAAUCGCUAGUCUCUCCAUUGUCCGGAUCGUCCACGUGGAAUCCGUUCGGAGAUCCUUCGCCGUUCAGCCCCAUCUCGACGCUCACGGAAGAUCAACUGUUUGGAGCAGAGUUUGACAAACUGCGGCUCGAAGGUAGCCAAACCUCUAUCGUGACCUCUCCGGAGGAAAUGAAGUCGGACCGUUGCGUCUCGUAUUGGGGACCCCAGCGUGGAUCUCUUUCGCAGGCCCUAUCUACCGGAAUGAUAGCAACGAACGGAGGUUUAUCCGGGAAGGAUUUACUGACACUGGAAGAGGAUCCCUUCGGUUCCGCACCGUUUACGCUUCCGAAACGGUUCAAACAGAAAAGUAGCUCUUCGAAGCUUGCUUCCAAGAUAAGCGAUCGCUGGCGGUACGCUGUGGGCAGUGGCCAAGGAGGAGCUGGCAAGGAAAGUCUGAUAGAAAACACUCCGACGGAACCAUGCAACAAUGGCAUCGACGUCGUGGGUAUUGGCAAUCCCCACAAGGAUCUGGGAAUAGACAAAACAGUACUUGGACCAAAGAAUCUGAAACUGGACGAUCUCAUUAGCAGCGGGGAAAAGGGAUCGCCCAGCUUCAUUAAACUGCCGCUGGACGAUCGUAACAAGUACGAAAAGCUCAACUCUAACGACAUCACGUCGGACGACAGCGAUUCCGAGUUUUAUUCCGAAUCCAUCGGAUCGGCAGCCGUUGGUGGCACGGUCGGUGGAUCUGGUGGUCUCGUGGGGAUAGGCCACAUUCACAACAGCGGCAGUACCGGUGGUGGGGGUGCAAAGAAACACAGUUUCAAACAGUUUGUAGAGAGUAACAUUCCAGAAAAAUUGCAAGCCGUGUACCAUAAGGUCGACAAGAGUCAGAUGAAAAACGUACCGCUGGUAAAGAAGCUGCGCAGCAAGGUGACUCAAGCGACCAAAGAAUCAUCAUCCACCGGCGUAACAGCAACCAAGGGCACUGAUCGUCGUUUAGCGCGAAAAAGUGAUCGUGUAAAUAGGCAAGAGGCGAAUGCACCGACAAAUGGUAAUGCUUCGGAUGAUGAUUCGAUUGGAUCAGCAUCGGAUCUCCGCGCGAAUGAUGAUUUUGCGGAUGGAGACGAAACCAGUGCGAAAGUUGCUUCGCAAGAACCCACGCGCAGGAAACCGUUCGGCCGGGGAGUAUUUGGCGGUGAGGGAAGUGUGGAUGAUUGCAUUAGCGAGAGUAUUAAAACGUGCGGAUCAAGUGCCUACCAUGCGGAAUGCGAAAGCGUCACCACCAACGAGGACAACACGAGCCGUAUAGUGACUAGGGUACGCGUAAAGAAGCGGGAACAUUUGGAUUCGAAGCACAGCGUCAUCGAUGAAGAUGAUUCCGCCGAAGAGGACAUGAUUCAGGGCGAAAAGCCACUUCUGUUGGACGACGAGCUGGACUACGAAUCGGCAGCCGAGAAUAAUACGAGCGGUGAGGAGGUCCUGAUGGAUCCAUUCACGCCAGAAGAUGAAAUAGUCGCUAAAAUGCAGCCAAGCGUCCAGGAAGACGAUGAAGCGGACGCAGAAUUGGAUCCGUUUGCGAUGGCUCCCUUCCGCAAGCCGUUCGUGCCAAAGCGAAACAGUGGUAUAAAAUUUCUGCCCGAUGUACAUUCCAUUCCGGAACACUGCCCUCCCGUUGGAACGGUAGAGCUACUAUCGAAUGAUUUCAUCACAUCUACACCGAUUAAACCGACAGCAACGAGCUGCGAACCCGUACAUCCUGUAUCUUGUAACGACUUUUUCGAUUUGAACGUAGAACCGAUAUCGUCGACACAGCGGGAAAAAGUUUCCCCCAAUGCACGGCGCGAUCUGUUCGGACUGGAACCGUUUCCCAUCGCUCCAAUGGUUCCGGUUGUAUCGAACCUUUCGCCAGGCACGGUGACAGCACUGCCAACAAAACUGGUGGUUUCUCCUACGGUACAACCAGCACCAUCGUUAGCCAGCACGGUCACCCACUCACCGAAAGCUCCUAUUACAAAUGCACCUCAGGAAUCAUUAAUCUCGCGAGUUACCCUCGAGUCCGGUGGCGUAACAUUGACCCACAUUAUUCCUCACACUAGCACCACUGUACCGGCUAUACCGAUACUCCCUGCGCCACCAUCUUCAGUGCCGUUAAGCUCGUCUAUGUCAGCGACAGUUGCUGUCCAAAACCAGCAGGCAGCUAUGACCAACCAUCUCCACUACGGUAGCAACCAGCUGCAUGUAGGUGCUGUAUCCGGACAGCAGCACUUGACCGCACGGCGCAAUUACGUAAACUUUAGCCAGAUCCCUUCGCAUAGCGUAACCUCUAUUUCGCCAGAUAACAACUACGUAAACUUCUGCCCAGAUGACGAGGACGACGACGACGUGCGCAAUCUCAAGUCGGACGAUUACGACGACAACAGCAGCGAUACGGUUGUGAAAGUUUCCUCCAAAGGAUUUCUGACCAAAAAGCAAAAGGUAAGGUAUAAUCAUUUGCAGGAGAAGAGCAGCAGUGCCAGUACCGGGCAAGGGCGCAGUGACGAACCAACAAGUACGCUUGGUCAAAAGAUGAAGGCCAACGUUAGUGGCUACCGGAAGGCAGUGCUGGAAAGCGGUGUCGCAAGCAUCGCCAAGGGCCGAAAAGAUGACCAAACGGGCAAACAACCGAAGGGAAGCUCCAAAUCAAGCUCCAAAGCGAUGGGAUUCAGCAAUAUGAGUUUCGAGGACUUCCCUUCGGACGAACUGGCGGAUGAAGCGAUUGGAGCGGCCGAUGGUACCCGGCUGACGGGUGGCGUUGCUGGCGGGAAGCUGCUAAAGAUGGCCCCAUUUGAGGUGAUUCGCAACGAAAAGAUGCUGCUGGAGGCGGAGAAAAAGUUUGGUUCGCUGAAACGCCGUAGCAAUCCGUUCUCCUGAUUGUACGCAGAAGGAUACAAGAAGCGAAAGUGAGGACAUACACCGGUUAGCUACGGUGAAAGGUUGUGUACAGUGAUGGUAGACGUUCGUUACGUUAAGUUAUUGCUUCUUUAUUUUGUACUGUAAUGUACCACUGUUUGGUUCUGCAAAACCUCCUGCUGCUGCUGCUCCAAAGGGCGCACCGGGCAGCUUGAGGGGGGAUAUUGAUCAAAACAUUUCGCUAAGAAGUAAAAAAGCAUGGGUACGUUUCUUUAGAAGAAUACAGAACAUGCACUGAACCAAGAGACUGGAAUGCUUCGUAAUGAUGAGUGAAAAUUAGUACUUUCAAGUUAGCCGAUUUACGCACUGAUCGCACCGGUAGGAAUUUGGCCAAGAACCGCACAGGCACACACAGGAACAUAAAAUAAUCAGAUAGAGCCACCAACCUCAUCGCUCCCCCCGCGCAGGGUUGCAAGCAAAGAUUUUAUUCAACGAUAUUACCAAAAUGUAGCAUUAUUGGUACUUGUACAGGUAUUGUGUGCGUUUAGAGCUAGUGUGUUUGGUUGUGAACGCGUUUCACUACAUUAAUUUUCGUAUUACUUCGUUUUACUAUGUACGUUAUUUAUUACACUUUCGAACUACAACGGAGUCAGUCAGUGGGGCUGUAGCGUGUGUAGGUCUAGGACAGUAGAAUUGUAAUGCAAUAGAGCCCCGCUAGAGAAGGUGGCAGCUAUCUAUCGUGUGUAGCCUAUGUUCAGUAUUAUCAGACAGCAAGGUAAUACGCGCAAAGUGCAUUUCUUUACAUCGUUUCAUCCCGAAAGCAGAAGGAAAAACUAGCUCUGUGUUGCGCUAAACUUUUAUUCCAUAACGAUCGAGGAUCGCAGGGUAAAUGGUUUUUUUUUGUCUAGUAUGUAAAACAAACGUUUAGCAACCUUAUCCUUGCCUCGAACAACAAUGCUAAUCCACCUCCAACCUUGUUUAUACAGACUGCAAAUGAAGAAAAAAAAAACAAUAUUCGAUGAAUGCAAUACCCCGUAC
Anopheles moucheti is the source of this 4901-nucleotide messenger RNA. RefSeq lists its product as uncharacterized. The transcript has 3 exons. NCBI's taxonomy places the organism in Eukaryota, Metazoa, Arthropoda, Insecta, Diptera, Culicidae. The record is from RefSeq and is a predicted model, not a curated record. Bases 357 to 3884 code for a protein of 1175 amino acids.